UGUUUGGAAGUAUUUUACAAAAACAAAUCAUUCAGUUGCCAAAUGCAAGUCAUGUUUUAAAGAAAUAAAAUACUGCGGAAACACCUCCAAUUUGUUUAAACAUAUGAAAGUUCAUGGUACCAGUAUUAAAAGUAAAUCUGUGAACGAAAAAGCUUCAGCGUCAGGCUCCAAGUCUAAAGGGAGUUUAUUCAGAAAAGAAACGACCACAACCUCAUCAAAGAAUGAUGAUGCGAUUGAUGAGCCUGAUGUCAAUCUUCCCAGUACAAGUGGUUGUACAGGAAAUGCAGUGCCUGAUCAAAAACAUCAGAAUAUUCGAAACCCAAUCACAGAGUCUUAUGAAAAAAUUGCAUCUUUGAAAGAGGGUGGUGACAGACAUUCAACCAUCACUCUGUGCAUCUUAUUCUUCAUCUGCAAGGAUAUGUGA
Nilaparvata lugens (brown planthopper) is the source of this 424-nucleotide messenger RNA. RefSeq lists its product as uncharacterized. The transcript has 3 exons. Lineage: Eukaryota; Metazoa; Arthropoda; Insecta; Hemiptera; Delphacidae. The record is from RefSeq and is a predicted model, not a curated record. Bases 104 to 424 code for a protein of 106 amino acids.